Lethenteron reissneri (Far Eastern brook lamprey) is the source of this 1347-nucleotide messenger RNA. RefSeq names its product T-box transcription factor T-A-like. Gene Ontology annotation, biological process: mesoderm formation; heart morphogenesis; cell fate specification. Lineage: Eukaryota; Metazoa; Chordata; Hyperoartia; Petromyzontiformes; Petromyzontidae. The record is from RefSeq and is a predicted model, not a curated record. Gene Ontology annotation, molecular function: RNA polymerase II cis-regulatory region sequence-specific DNA binding; DNA-binding transcription factor activity, RNA polymerase II-specific. Gene Ontology annotation, cellular component: nucleus; chromatin.
AUGAGCUCCGCCGGCGAUCUGAGCGCCGAGGCGGCGGCGGUGGCCGCGGCGUCGUCCCCGCGCCUCGAGCACCUCCUGAGCGCCGUGGAGCGCGAGUCGCGCGCGGGCAGCGAGAAGGGCGACCCCACGGAGCGCGAGCUGCGCGUGGCGCUCGAGGAGCGCGAGCUCUGGGAGAGGUUCAGCGAACUCACCAACGAGAUGAUCGUCACCAAGGCGGGCAGGCGAAUGUUCCCCGUGAUCAAGGCGUCCGUGUCCGGCCUAGACCCGAACGCCAUGUACUCCCUGCUGCUGGACUUCUGCGCGGCCGACGCCCACCGCUGGAAGUACGUGAACGGCGAGUGGGUGGCGGGCGGCAAGCCUGAGCCGCAGCCGCCCAGCUGCGUCUACAUCCACCCGGACUCGCCCAACUUCGGGGCGCACUGGAUGCGCGCGCCCGUCUCCUUCUGCAAGGUCAAGCUCUCCAACAAGAUGAACGGCAGCGGGCAGAUAAUGCUCAACUCGCUCCACAAGUACCAGCCCCGCAUCCACAUCGUGCGCGUCGGCGGCGCCCAGCGCCUCGUCACGAGCCACGCGUUCCCCGAGACGCGCUUCAUCGCCGUCACCGCCUACCAGAACGAGGAGGUCACUUCGUUGAAAAUCCUGCACAACCCAUUCGCCAAGGGAAUUCUGGACGCGAAGGAAAGAAGCCACACCAUGAAGGACUCGAACGUGAGCGACUGUCCACAGAGUCCGUACUCACACGCGAGCCACGGCUGGUGGAUGGGGAAGCCUCAGCCACAGCCGAUGUCGCUGGCCCAGGGCACCGCAACGCCGCUGGGCUGCGAGCGUCUCUCCGGCCUGCACUCCCACCGCGUGGCGCCGUACCCCAGCCGUGUGCCAACGCAGCACGCACUGCACCACGGCUCUGCGAUGCUCGGCGAGGACGAGAGCUGGGCCGGCCUGCAGGCGCCCAAUGCCAUCGCACACUCGCACAGCCAGUACCCCAGCCUGUGGUCCAUGAGCAACAACAGCCUCUCACCGGCGCAGCAGCAGUCCGGCCCCACCGCAGGCCUCCCCGUGCCGUUCUUCCGCGGCGGCGCCUCCUCCUCCUCCUCCUCCCCGUACGGGCAGAGUCACGGCGGGGGCCCCCCUGCCGUGUCGCCCUACGACAGCGUCGGCGGCCACCACCACCACCACCACGGCUCCGAGCUGACGGGAACCGGCCACCCCCUCUCCUCCUGCUCCGCCGUCAUCCCUGUCUCGUCGGGCCCCGCAGACUCGCUGUACGAUCAGACGGCCCCCUUCACCUGGGCCAUGCUGGCCACGCAGGGGAUGUAGUGGCCGUGGCGUGCGGGGCGGAGCGAUGCG